Zingiber officinale is the source of this 1641-nucleotide messenger RNA. RefSeq names its product indole-3-acetaldehyde oxidase-like. The transcript has 6 exons. The record is from RefSeq and is a predicted model, not a curated record. NCBI's taxonomy places the organism in Eukaryota, Viridiplantae, Streptophyta, Magnoliopsida, Zingiberales, Zingiberaceae. Bases 1 to 1641 code for a protein of 546 amino acids. Gene Ontology annotation, molecular function: oxidoreductase activity; iron ion binding.
AUGGAGAGCCGAUUUGAUGAGGAAGAUGCUCUUCGCCUCGUUCGUACUUAUGAGUUCCCCACUAACCUUGAAAUAAUAUUAGCCACUCCUUCCGACCGGCCCAAUAACCCGCCGUCCGACACUGUUUGCUUUUUUUGGGAUCAAUUUCUGGUCGGCCUGCGGUUUCCUAUACAUCACUUCAUCUUGGAAGUAUUUGAGAUCAUGUGGCGCGCUAAGGCUACCGAACGCCUGAAGCUGAGAGCCGUAGAGAUUGAGGUGGCUACUGAAAAGGAGGUCGCUGCGCGGGGGCUUGUCCCAGCCAGCUCGGGGGUUGAAGGGACACAGUCCGCCCCCGAGGUUUCAGCCGCUCGGGCACCCGUACAUGAAGCCGCGGGUGAUGCUACUUCAUCCGCCCCAGCCGGGGAGGAGACUGUUGAUACAAUUGCAACAGCAUGUGCUCUCACAGCCUUUAAGUUGCGUCAUCCAAUAAAGAUGUACCUUGAUCGUAGCACGGAUAUGGUAAUGGUAGGAGGAAGGCAUCCAAUGAAAAUAACCUAUUCUGUGGGUUUUAAAUCCGAUGGAAAGAUUACGGCCUUGUACUUGAAUUUGUUGGUAAAUGCAGGCAUAUCAGAGGAUUAUAGUCCACUUAUUUCACAUGCCAUUAUAACUUGUCUAAAAAAAUACAACUGGGGUGCUCUCGCUUUUGAUAUUAAACUAUGCAAGAUGAAUCUUACAAGUAAAUCAUCGAUGCGAGCACCAGGGCAGGUACAGGGAUCUUACAUUGCUGAAGCUAUUAUUGAGCGUGUAGCAUCUUUCCUGUCCUUGGAUGUCGAUGUUGUGAGAAAAAGAAAUUUGCAUACAUAUGAAAGCCUGAAGUUUUUUUAUGGAAGUAGCAGUGGAGAAGCUCCGGAAUAUACUUUACCUGCUAUAGUUGAUGAGUUGUUUACAUCUGCAAGCUACUUCAAUCGUCUUGAAAUGGUAUUGCAUUUCAAUAGUUGCAACAAAUGGAAAAAACGAGGGAUUUCUUGGGUACCAAUUGUAUAUGAAGUGGAACCAAUGCCAACACCAGGGAAAGUAUCCAUUCUAAAUGAUGGUUCAAUUGUUGUUGAAGUCGGAGGAAUUGAAAUAGGCCAGGGACUGUGGACAAAGGUGAAGCAAAUGGCUGCAUUCGGUCUUGAACAGCUAUGGGAUGAAGAGAAAAAAUAUCUUUUGGAUAGGGUUAGAAUCAUUCAAGCAGAUACUCUGAGUUUGGUUCAGGGAGGUUUAACUGCUGGAAGCACCAAAUCUGAAGCAAGCUGCGAAGCAGUUCGUCUAGCAUGCUCUAUUCUAGUCAGCAGAUUAAAGCCUCUUAAGCAAAGUUUGGAAGAGCAAAUGGGAUCAAUUUCAUGGGACACCCUUAUUACCCAGGCAAAUUUGCAAUAUGUGAACUUAUCAGCGAGUACAUUUUGGGUUGCUGACGAUACUUCAUCAUAUCUAAAUUAUGGGGCUGCUAUAAGCGAGGUAGAAAUUGAUGUUCUCACUGGAGCUACUACGAUAUUGAGAGCAGACCUUACAUAUGACUGCGGACAGAGCUUGAGUCCUGCCGUGGAUCUAGGACAGGUUGAAGGGUCUUUUGUUCAAGGAAUUGGAUUUUUUGUCCUAUUGAUUUUGUUCAAUAUAUAA